Molecule: messenger RNA, 805 nt
Organism: Stegodyphus dumicola
Lineage: Eukaryota; Metazoa; Arthropoda; Arachnida; Araneae; Eresidae
Gene: Ufsp1
Product: UFM1 specific peptidase 1
Molecular function (GO): deUFMylase activity
Source: RefSeq, a predicted model, not a curated record
AAGCAGACGGCUUUUUGUUGUGUUAAUGGUUGUGAUGCGUAACAAUCUUUUACUCCUUAGCUGUAUUACCGUAUAAUUUAUUUUAUAGGUGUAACAAAUAAUGAUACUGAAAUGGAAUUAAUUCAGGAUCCUCAUAUUGGUGUAUUAACCCCUUCUGAAACAAUUGAUUAUAAAUUAAUCCGGGGCAGUUAUUUGUAUUAUCAUUACUUUUGUGAUGGUAUUAAUGACUCGGGUUGGGGAUGUGGUUACCGGACAUUGCAGACAAUAUGCUCAUGGAUAACGAAGCAACAAAAUGACACUAAUCUGUAUACCUCGGUUCUAGCUAAAGUUCCUUCCAUUGCAGAAAUUCAAAAAGUUUUAGUUGAAAUUGGUGAUAAAGCUGCAGACUUCCAAGGUUCGCAUCAGUGGAUUGGGAGUGUUGAAGUUUCAUACUGCUUAGAAUACCUCUAUAAGGUUGAAUCCAGAAUUAUUCAUGCUAGAAGUACUGAAGAUCUUAAAAAACAAUUUAAAAGUAUUUUUGAUCAUUUUCAAGAAUAUGGAAGUCCAAUUAUGAUGGGUGGAGAUAAAGAUUGCUCUUCUAAAGGAAUUCUUGGUAUUAGCAAAACAAAGGAUGAUAUAUGCUUAUUAAUUUUGGAUCCUCAUUUUUACGGUCAUAAAAUAUCUAAAGAAAGGAUUCAAAGUGAUGGUUGGAUCAAGUGGCAAAAUAUUGGUUCUUUGCAUCAUAGUUCAUUUUAUAAUUUAUGCUGUCCAUUAAUUAAAGCAAAGUUUUAACAAAAAUAAAAUUUUUGUUUAAGACAUUCAAAAA